GUCAGACGCAGCCAGAAUAAAUUGGAAAAAACCGCCAAGGAAAUCGCCGAUGAUAAUGGUAAUGAUAUUGUGUCAUGGCACACGUGCGAUAUCCGCGAGGAAGACAGGGUCAAACAGGUCAUGGGCGAAAUACUGCAGCAGAGGCCUAUAGCAGGACUAGUAAACAAUGCCGGGGGACAGUUUCCCUCUCCCCUAGCAGAUAUUUCAAAAAAGGCACGUACAAGUGCAUAAGUGUGUGCCAUGAAAGAUGUGCAGCACCUAUCUUUGCAUUGUACAUUCUUGCAUAAAAAAUUU
This is a messenger RNA of Sphaeroforma arctica JP610, 294 nucleotides long. RefSeq lists its product as hypothetical. The annotation marks the transcript as partial. NCBI's taxonomy places the organism in Eukaryota, Ichthyosporea, Ichthyophonida. The transcript has a single exon. The record is from RefSeq and is a predicted model, not a curated record.